Messenger RNA from Talaromyces stipitatus ATCC 10500, 1398 nucleotides. RefSeq lists its product as uncharacterized. The record is from RefSeq and is a predicted model, not a curated record. The transcript is spliced from 4 exons. Bases 1 to 1398 code for a protein of 465 amino acids. NCBI's taxonomy places the organism in Eukaryota, Fungi, Ascomycota, Eurotiomycetes, Eurotiales, Trichocomaceae.
AUGCCGAAGAAAGGAGGGAAAAAGCAUAACAAAAACAAGAAUAAGGGAGCCGGCGGAGCAAAAGUCCCGGAUGUCAAGAACGUCAUAAGCCCCGGUCAUAAAGAAGAGGAUAAGCUCCUAUGCGGCGAAGGAAGCGCGGCUGAAGCGACAGCCGCCGAAGAGGUCACACCAGCAACGGCAACCGGAUCUGCCGAAACUGCGCCAGUAGUCGAAACAGCUCCGAAGACAGAAGAAGUUGUGUCGCAAGAUACCACCGAGACACCAUCGGCUGCGGCAGUGCCGGAGGAGGAAGCUAAGCAACUACCAGCGCGCGAACAGGGUGUUGUUUCAACCGACAAGACCAAACGACGCGGCGACGAGCGAACAGAGGCACUGGCUGCUGCUGCGCCGACCGACUCGAAGAAACAGGUUGAAAAGGAAGUAGCAAAGGAAACCAAGAUCGCCGAACCCGUACCCGAACGUCCCGUUACAUCAGAACGAGCAGAUUUGGUGGCGGAUACACAUGGCAAGGAAGAGCCUGCCGCUCCUGCGGCAACUGGUGUUUCAGAGGCUAUACCGGACGUUCCCAAGGAUCGGGCUCCGGGAGAGACUGCUGGCGUUGUCACUGCUGGAGUAGCUGGGACGGCAUUGGGGAGAAAGACUGAAGAGGACCGAGCACAACCAGCUGGCUUGGAAAAGAAAGAGACUCCAAAGGAUGCACCAGCGAAGCUUCCCGCAGAAAGACUACCAGACAGUGUCGAGGUUGCUACGGCUGCUCCUCCCGUCGCACCUCACAUUAAGCGCGCCCACGAGGUGCCAGCGUUUGUCACCCAAGAGCGAGACCAACCGUCGAAGAAACCGCGCGUCAAUGAGCCGACCGAAGCUCAGCCAAACUUGGCAAUUCCCGGCCGUUUCCCAUCACCUUCAGUGGCUGGGUCGACGGCAUCUGGAACAGACAGCGCCGUUGCAGACGCACAAAAUAUCAGCAAAGGAGAAACGGUUGCAGAAAAGCCUGAAACAGUCGGCACUGUAACUGCUGGUACAAGCAUUCAGCCAACCGGUCCAAAAGGCCCGACAGAGGCAGCCAUCGCCGCACCGGCAGCUAAACCUGGAGCAAAGACAGUCGACGAAACAAGCACGGCCGCUGCUGUAUCUGCUGAGCCGCCCGCCGGAGAAAUUUCAGCGCAGAAAGAGCCUGUUCUACCGGCCACUUCUCAAAAAGUAGAUACCACGGCUAAACCGGCCAAUCAAGCUGCUGCUGCUGUCGAGACACGGCCAACAGCGGAGCAGCAGCAGAAACAACAAGUUGCUGCUACAAAGGCCGCUGAACCAACACCAGCUCAAAAAGAGGCCAAAAAGGGAGGAUUCUUCACGUGGAUCAAACGCAAAUUCAAAGGAGAAAAGAGCAACACUGCAUAG